Messenger RNA from Mobula hypostoma (lesser devil ray), 2350 nucleotides. Its product is annotated as RING finger protein 223-like. Gene Ontology annotation, biological process: protein ubiquitination. NCBI's taxonomy places the organism in Eukaryota, Metazoa, Chordata, Chondrichthyes, Myliobatiformes, Myliobatidae. Gene Ontology annotation, molecular function: ubiquitin protein ligase activity. The transcript is spliced from 2 exons. The coding region runs from base 134 to 826 and encodes 230 amino acids. The record is from RefSeq and is a predicted model, not a curated record.
AAGUGAGUCACCGCCGCUCUCCCCUAUAAAAGCACGGAGACUGCAGACAGAUCACACAAUCUGUUCUUUCAACACGCUCGCAGGGAGUGUUCGUGCGUUCCUGCUCCCUUUAGGCGCCAGACAAAGGUUCACCAUGUCCAUGUCCCAGGUGUGGCACACUCAGGUAGCCUCUCCCACAGAGCCUCCUGAUGGGAAAUCCAUGGAAGGCUCCGAUGGGACUUCCAUUGAAGGGUUGGAGUGCACCAUCUGCUUCAGCUCCUACGACAACACCUUCAAGACCCCGAAGCUGCUGGAGUGCCAGCACACUUUCUGCUUGGAGUGCCUGUCGAGGCUAAUGGCUACAAUGCCAGCCGAACAGGCUGGUGACAUUGUCUGCCCCCUCUGCAGGCACCAAACGGCAGUGCCCGACAAUGGGACUCCUGCCCUCCAAACCAGCCAGGACCUGCUCGCCAAGCUCCCUCCUCAACUACAACUCGAAGAAUCCGUGUGGGUGGAGGGCAAGAAACUCUGCCGUAAAAAGAGCUCGGCCGAUUCUGGUAACACCGACCUUUGCAUUUGCAUUGAUAUUGGUGAGGACAAACAAGAGAAUUCAUCUCCUGAACCAGAAAGCAACAACGGAGGAGAACAUUGUUGUUCCUUCCUUGGUGACUGGAAGAGACUAGUUCUACUUAUGGUGGUGCUAAUUAUGUUCGCUGGCAUCGUGCUAUGGCCAGUCCAAUGUAUGCUUGUCACAGAAAACCUGAGCUGUGCUCCCAACCAUCCAAAUACAACACCUGAGCCAAUGAGCACACUUCUUCCAUCCACCAUCACCUUUCGACACAGUUAACCAGAAGGAAGAAUUCCACACAUGAUCAUUUUCCUCAGGGUUGAAGGAUUCCCAAAUGGGAAACCACAGCUGCUCUGUAUGUCGUCUCAAACUAAUUGCAGCGAUACCGAAGUGAAGUUUCCCAUCGAGGGAGACAAUUGAUUUUACUGUUUACUGACUUUGCCAUUUGCAUAUAUAAUGAUCCAGAUGGAAAAACACGAACAUAUAUUGACCACAGUCAGAUACUUGAGGGCUAAAUGAGGCAUCGGCUGGUUUGAUGUUCUUCCUGCUGCAACAGAUUGACUGAAAUCAAUUUGCUCAUUCCUGUGCUAACCUAUGUGUUUUCUCAAAGUUUUAUUUGAGAAUAGAUCCACUCCAGAGAACACCCAAGAUCUAUAAAUUAUAUUCAUUAAUACUUGUUUGGACAGUGAUAUGUAAGCACUUUCAAUACGUUGUUAUUUGGAAAAUGUGCAAAUCUUUAUAUUUACGGAGAAAACCUCUGGUUUAGAGGACGAGAGAAUACGGAAUACAGUUGUAACCUUGGUAUACAAGGCAACAAUGUGCAACGUCGGUAAAAUGAAGUAAUAUUGAUGCAAAAUUGAUCAUUUUCUGAAGAAUUUUGUGAGGACGGCAGGGAAAGGUUUGGAAAAACCCUAAACCUACUGCCUGAUAAAUUUAACACACAUAAAAUGCGAGAGGAACUCUGCAGGCUAGGGAGCAUCUAUGAAAGUCAACGUUUCAGGCCAAGAACCACAGUCUUGAUGAAGUGUCUUGGCCCAAAAUAUUGACUGUUUAUUUCUGUUUAUACUACCUAGUCCCAUUUACCCAUACCUGGACCAUAACCCUCCAUAGUGUUCCCAUCCAUGUACUUAUCCAAACUUCCCUUAAAUCUUGCAAUCAAACUCACAUCCGCCACAUCUGCUGGCAGCUUGUUCCACGCUCACACCAACUCCUGACUGCAGUUCCUUCUCGUGUUUCCCUCUCACCCUUAACUCAUGACCUCAAGUCCUAGUCUCACCCAACCUCAGUGGAAAAAGCCUGCUUGCAUUAACCUGAUCUAUACCCCUCAUAAUUAUGUAUACCUCUAUCAAGUCUCCCCUCAGUUUCCUACACUCCAGAGAAUGAAGUCCUAACUUAUUCAACAUUAUCCUAAAACUCAGGUGGCAAUAUGAAACAGUUCUUGACGGGAUGAGGUGAGACUCCAAACGUAGCAUUCCACACACUGUCCUUUGGACUGUUAAUGCCAAAUUAUGCUUAUGGGAUAUUUCUGAAUCAGAGAGCCAGUGAAAGACAAAGCUGGUGUAACUUUCCAGUUUUGCAAUGAGAUACCUUAAAGCUUGUUCCAUGGGGAAGCCCCAAACCAGCUGUGAGAACUCAUUGCAAAUCUGUAUCCUGCCUAUCCAGGAUCACCUGAGGCUUUCUUCAUGAUCGUUCCAUUAAAUUCUUGUCACUGGCAAGCCUUUUUUUUAACAUGUACUUCACGUUCUUGAUAUUGAUGAAUUAUGUAUAUACUGUAAAUGAUGUAUAAUAAACUUUUUUAAUAGC